Molecule: messenger RNA, 2445 nt
Organism: Candidozyma haemuli
Lineage: Eukaryota; Fungi; Ascomycota; Pichiomycetes; Serinales; Metschnikowiaceae
Gene: RCY1
Product: Rcy1p
Exons: 1
Coding region: 1-2445 (814 amino acids)
Biological process (GO): Golgi to plasma membrane transport; exocytosis
Cellular component (GO): exocyst; cytoplasm
Molecular function (GO): protein binding
Source: RefSeq, a predicted model, not a curated record
AUGGCCCAAGUCAUCUGGAAUGCUGACAUCGAUGUAUACAAUCUGCUGGUGAUCCCCUUACCAGUAGCUAAAACCAUCACGUGGUUCCUUGAUGUACCCGAUUUGCUUCAGUUCUCCAGAACUUCCAAGAACACAUAUAGAGCAGUGAAUGAUCCACAAUUAUGGAUCCUGAAACUAAAAAAGAUGAGCGUAUGGCAAAACGCUACUGAUGCCACUAGAGAGGAAUUGGCAGGCUCGAAGUUUGAAUGGCUCGAUAACCCGUUGACGUGUCUAGAUCGAGUCUACAAGAUCCCAAAGAUAGCAAAGUUUCAGGUUCUACGCAUACGAAGAAGUCUACAAAAGUAUUAUGCCGAUUUGCAACUGAACCUUCCAUAUGAGCGACUCAAGCUCUUCAAGAGUUUCAAUACUCCACAAGACCAAGCUAAAAUGUUGAGCAAUCUUCUAAAGUAUAAUGCGAUAAACCCAGAUGAAACCGUGGGUAGCAUGGUGGGUGAAAAGAUCACUGAACUCAUGGAAAUCUUUGAAAAUGCAUUACUACGAGAGUUAGAAAUUCACUACGAUAUUCAAGACUUCGAGAGAACAAGCGAUUUUGUGAAGAUCCUCGUCGAGCUCAAGAAUGAACAAACACUUAUAGACUUCUUUCUUCAGAAGGUAUGCUUCGAUAAUGAAACUACAAAGUUCCUUAACCUGGAAGCUUUUGAUGUAAAGGAAUAUUUCACAGAGGCCACCAACGGUGUCACUCAAGCACCUUCAGAUGAUGAGAGCGACGAGGAUUCCAAGCCUGAAACGAAGUGGGCUCUUAACGAGGACAAACUCGACUCUUUUAUCCAGGAACUUGCUUCCGUUUUUAAUGAAGAAUCGAGGAUUAUCGAUCUCAUUUUCCCGGAAACAAUUCCAAUGAUGUACAAGGUGAGCGAAGAACUAAUUUCAAAUCAGCUACAGGAUGUUAUUCUUCUCCUUGUCUCUGCUUCAAAAGACCGUGGACUAUACUUUGAUAUGGUCACUCUGUUGUAUGUUAGACUUACAGAUGGAUUUCUUGAACAACUUAAUCCUAGCAAAAAUGUUGGCGAAAGCUACAGACGAUUGACCCGGCUGCUUAUUGACGUUUCUUAUGAGUCAAUAGCAGCGGAAUAUCUAAACGAAGAAAAAGCCGUGUUUAAACAACGGUGCUCCGAAAAAAUUGCUGAAUGGAGGGAUACCGUCGCACAAAGAGAGAAGGAAACCACCCAAAGUAUUCUCAAACAUGUUAAGGCUGAGUCAAAAAGCGACUUCUUGCUGAGUUUUAAAAAGGUGUUCACAAUAACGGGUAAAGAUCAAGAAGAACAAAAGGAGGGCGACACUGACGAGAAGCUCAAUUAUUCAAAAAUCCAGGCCCAGGCGAAAAUCUUGGCCGAGAAUAUCAAAUCUUUGAGGAGGGUUUUUAGCCCCGAGCUAACAUUGACUGUCUUGAAUGAUACAAAAGUUUCUCUUGCUAGACUUCUGCUGUUUGAAAAUUACACUGUGGCGGCAUUGCGUUUUGAUAUCUACGGUGCCAUGCAAGAAGAGUUUAUCAGCGUGAUUGAAAGCAUCUCUAAUGAACACCUUAGGGAAGGGUUUGAGCGGGCCUUGAAGUAUCUAAAGGACUACAACCCAAGAGAUGUAUCACUUGCAGACAAUAAGAAGAGGACAGCUAUCGAACCACUUGUUAUCUUCUUCGAAGCCAUUAACAUGGCAGACAUGAUUGUCCAAAUGAUAGAUAUAUUCUACAAGGAAGAGAUUAUGCAAAGAAAGUUGGUAAAGCACGAGAAUUCGAUUCUUAAUCCUUCGCUUCAGAGUAAGAAAUCUGCUGAAGCCCUUGUCGAUAAGUACGUGGCCGAUGGCUUACAUAUCGGCAUAGAUGUGCUCUUUAAAGAGAUUGAAUCCGUGUUUCUUUCUGGACUCAAAGACUCUGAUUACAAUCCUCCCCCAAGCAAAGCACAUAUGAUCGAGGGCCCCACUAAAGCUGCACAACACGCGGUACAAAUACUUGAUGAUAACAUUGACCUCCUUGUUGAUUGUGCUGACAAGCCCAUCGUGGAGGUCUUCCAACAGGAAGUUGCAGAACGGUUCUUCCAGGUAAUUGUAAAAUGUUUGAAACGGAGCACCAUCUCUGUGGGCGGGGCGGUGACGCUUAUUUCGGACCUCAACUUGUAUUACGACUUCAUUUUAACACAUGUGAAGAGUAACAAGCGCAUGAUAUUUCCGUUGUUCCAGGCCCUCAAAAAGGUUGGCUCUAUAUAUUUGAUUGGCGGAGAGGACGCAAAAGCAAUUGGGCAACUCAUCAGUGAUUUGACGAAGUUUAACGGCAUCUUUAGCCAAGAAGAGAUCUACGAAUUUGUUCAGCGGAGAGAGGAUUGGCCCUUGAUCAAGAAACAUGUCCAGAAAGUAAUGUACGGGCUAAGCUUGAUUGACUGUACUAUAGUUUAG